UAGGUUGGAGGAGGUUGGGCUGGUCAAUGGCAGGUAUUGAGAGCAGCCCCACUAAACAUGAUGCUCAUGGAUGUUGAAGAACAGCUGAAAACAACUUGGAAACGUCAAUGGAGGAAAGCUAUUUCAGGAGAUCCGGAGAAGCGGGUUAGGGAUCAUAUGAGUGAUCCAGGUGUACAGAAGAGGAUCAAACUGUAUGAUACUGCAUCAUUCACGCUUGGUGUCAGCACAGUUUUGUUUGCAGAGUAUCUUCUUCUAGUUUACCCGCAGUUCUUUCCAAUCUUUUUCCUCAUUACCUUCUCCAUUCUCAUUCUUUUGAGGUACUUGACCUACAAACCAAUAAAGCAUCACUUCUUUCUCUUGGAUUUCUGCUAUUUAGUCAAUGUGUCAAGUAUUUUGCAAAGUCUAGUUUGUGCAGAGGUCAAGGAUCAAGAGAUUUGUGCAAAUUGGCUCACGGCUAACUUUGUGCUAAGUCAUGGUCCAAUAGCAAUGGCUAUCCUGGCUUGGCAGAAUUGCUUAGUUUUCCAUUCUAUGGAUAAGAUGACCAGUUUCUUCAUACACAUCAUGCCGGUUCUUUUAAACUAUUUACUGAGGUGGAACAUAAUUCCGAACUCUGUUGGAGACGCUGACCUUUCUUUAGGACUCUGCAAUUCAAUGUUUUAUCCUCUAAUCUUCUAUUCACUGUGGCAGGCUUGUUAUCUGUAUGUCCAGUGCACAGUUAUUGACCAUGAUCCGGAGUUAGUGACCAGUCUUAGAUAUCUAACUCAGACUCCGAGAAAUCCCAUGUACAUGUUGGUGAAGGAAGUGUGCGUUGCUCUGGGGGUAUUUGAGAAAGAUGAAGGUUUUGACACGGAAGGAUUGAAAACUAAAUCUAUUUUUGUGAUUGGUCAGUUCAUUUAUAUCUUCGUUUCAAUCAUCCCAGCCUCGCUUAUAUUCCAUUUCAGAGGAUUGAAUACGACGUUUAUUCUGUUUCUGAUCCUGGCAGCAACAUGGCAGGGUGGCUCCUAUUAUGUUUUCCAGUUUACUAAAACAUACAACAAGAAGUUUGAUGACAAGAAGAAAGAAAUGCUCGAUUAAUGGCGAAGUCUCGCACUCCACUAGACGGAAGGUCAAAAUAUAUGCGACAAUACUUAUUCGACUUUGUGACCUUAUCGCUCAUCUAUUUUUUAGUGUUUCCACAAGUGCGAUAAAAACUAUUUUUUUGGUUACACAUUUGUAAUUUCUUCUUCUCAAUAGCUCUUCAAUUAAAGAAGUUAUGGUUAAA
Messenger RNA from Eurytemora carolleeae, 1261 nucleotides. RefSeq lists its product as uncharacterized. Gene Ontology annotation, biological process: phosphatidylcholine biosynthetic process. The coding region runs from base 58 to 1074 and encodes 338 amino acids. NCBI's taxonomy places the organism in Eukaryota, Metazoa, Arthropoda, Copepoda, Calanoida, Temoridae. The transcript is spliced from 12 exons. The record is from RefSeq and is a predicted model, not a curated record.